CCCAAUUUUCUUCGAAGAAAGAGAAAGAAAGGCCACAGAGACACAGAACCAAAGGACAGAUUUUUUCUUGAUCUUCAUCUCCAUUCUCCCUUUUUUUUCUCAAUCUGUGGCUAAUUGUCCCUCAUUUACUUCUCCGAUCCUCACUGCUUAAAAGGGUAUUCAUAGAUUUUUCGGUGACCUGUCGGUUCUUUUUCUGCGACUUCCGUCGGUUCCGAUCAAACCUCGUGUUGAUAAUUGCUGGAAAGGGAACAAGCAGAGGGAGAUUGUAAAGGUGUCGUUUAUUGGGAAGUAGGGCUUUGAACCCUUCUGGGUGUUAAUUUAAUUGGGUAAUUAUGGGGUUGGGGAUUAACGAUGGGGAUGAUUUAGUGGUUGAUGAUGGGGAUGGAGGGGGCGAUGAUGCCGACUGUGGAAAUGCGGGCAAGUCUUUUGGUUCGGUUUCUUGUUCGAUUUGCCUAGAGACGGUUACCGAUAAUGGGGAUCGAUCCUGGGCUAAGCUUCAAUGUGGUCACCAAUUUCAUCUGGAUUGCAUUGGUUCAGCUUUCAAUAUAAAGGGUGCAAUGCAGUGUCCUAAUUGUAGGAGAAUUGAGAAAGGUCAAUGGCUUUAUGCCAAUGGUUGCCGUUCACUUCCAGAAUUUAGCAUGGAUGACUGGGCACAUGAUGAGGACCUGUAUGAUCUGAAUUACACUGAAAUGUCAUUUGGUGUACAAUGGUGUCCAUUUGGUAGCUUAACGCGACUGCCUUCGUCUUUUGAGGAGGUUGAGCUUUCAUCAACUGCAUAUCAGGAUUUAGUGGGACAUAAUGCUAUCUUUGCUGAACAUUCAGCAGUAUCAUCUGCAUCUCAUCCAUGUCCUUAUAUAGCUUACUUGGGACCAAUCCAUCCCUCAUCCUCAAAUUCCAAUGGCAGUGUUUCAGACAGUUCAAAUUUUAACAGUUAUUGGAAUGGUCCAUCAGUACCUAGUGAGGUACCAACUUCCUAUGCUUUUCCUGCUAUGGAUUUGCAUUAUCGUAGUUGGGAUUCUACUCCUUUCUCCACAUCCAAUAGCCGGUUAGGUAAUGCCGAUCAGCCUUCAAUGCCAAGUGUCAAUCAAAGGUCAACAAGGACAAGUUCUGAUAUACCAAGAUCAGGAGCUUUUAUGCAUCCAUUUCUUGUCAGUCACAGUUCUGGCGCAAGAGCAGGAAGUUCAGUUCCUUCCGCCAUGAUCCCCCCAUACCCUGGGAGCAAUGCUCGAGCCCGUGAUAGAAUUCAAGCACUCCAAGCAUACUAUCAACAGCAACAACCUAGCAGUCCACCAGCCAUUCGCACAUCCGUUAUCUCUGGUUCCCGAAGGGCCAACAGUCAUAGAGGUAUGGGUCAAGCAGGACCAGUAGCCUCUACAUCAGACCAAGCAGGAAGGUUCUACAUCAUUCCGUCAGGUACACCGGGUCUUAACUCAGAGGCAGAAAACCCUCUGCCAGCCCGUUUUCAUGCACGGGAGAGAAAUCACUUGUCUUCAUUUUCAAUAAAUCCAGUCGAUAGAGAAUCAGGGUGGAGUUUUCAUCAAGUUGCUAGUGUUUCUGAUUCCAGCAGUGGCAUCAGAUCAAGCAGCUUCCGUCCAAGGCAUGGAUCCGAGAGGACAUCAUCACAAAAUCGAUCAUGAGCUUUCUUUCUUUAUGCCCUUUUGGUGAAGCAAACUACCGCUAUGAAUGAAACUCAAGGUUAUGUAUGCUUGAGAAAUGACAUAUAAAUGCUUCAUUCUGUCAGAUCUUGGCACUAUGAAGAUACUCUAAAAGUGGCCCCAAAAACAUUCUUUUUCGUAGCCACAGGGCGUUGUGAUGGACUUUGGUUUCCUCUGCUUUCUUUGCCUCAGAGGAUAUAAAAAUAAAAUUUCAAA
This is a messenger RNA of Rubroshorea leprosula, 1871 nucleotides long. The record is from the annotation of a GenBank genome assembly. Lineage: Eukaryota; Viridiplantae; Streptophyta; Magnoliopsida; Malvales; Dipterocarpaceae.